This is a messenger RNA of Anopheles maculipalpis, 1997 nucleotides long. RefSeq names its product angiotensin-converting enzyme-like. The transcript has 3 exons. Gene Ontology annotation, cellular component: plasma membrane. Gene Ontology annotation, biological process: proteolysis. Gene Ontology annotation, molecular function: peptidyl-dipeptidase activity; metallopeptidase activity. The record is from RefSeq and is a predicted model, not a curated record. Lineage: Eukaryota; Metazoa; Arthropoda; Insecta; Diptera; Culicidae. The coding region runs from base 30 to 1997 and encodes 655 amino acids.
CAACGGAUGCCAAAGCAUGGUUUGAUCGUAUGAACGCGGAAUUACAUUCACUCAACCGUGAGGCAGCACAGUACGGAUGGGAUUUAAGCACACAGCACCAAUCCCGUGUGGAGUUCACGCUCGAGAGCAUGGUUCAAUUAGCUCAGCGAAAGUCGGCCUGGCUACAGGAUACGUGCGACGAAGGCGCCCUCUACCGUCAGCAUGGGUGGCCGUACGAUCGGGCUUACUAUUUACUCUGUCGAGGACCACGCAAUACCCCGGAGGAGCUCAGUGAAAUGGCCCAACUGUUUUCUUUCAUCCAGCGCAUCUACACCGAGUCGGAAGUGUGUAUUCCAGCAAACUGUGGCCACAGACAGGAUUCGAAUGAUGUGACGAUUCUAUGGAGCAAUACUUUCGUGCGAUAUCCCGGUCUAAGUACGGGCCAUUUGGAUCUUAGCUUCGUCGCACCAGUAUCGCAAGAACUCACCUUAAGCAUUCCGACCAAAUUACCCAAUGAACUGCAAUGCUUUUCCGGUGAGCCCGAUCUGGAGCGCCUAAUGCUCUCGGAAGGUAUGGAACGUGUCUGUGCCGGUCGCUUCCCCGACGAAUCCGUGCUUCGUUGGGCAUGGGAAUCCUGGCGAAUGGCAGUAGGUCCUCCGAUGCGACAACCGUACGGACGACUGAUUGAGCUCAUGAACAGCGGCUGCAUGCGGGGAGCAAAUCAUCGUGAUGUAGGAGAAUGUUGGCGCGAAGAGUUGGAAAUUCCCGAACUGCGCCUUCUGGUCGAUCGUUUGUGGCACGAGGUGAAACCAUUCUACCAGAAACUACACACCGUUGUACGCCAUUUUGUGCGAGCGAAAUACCCAAGGGAGACAUCAUCGAUUGAUAGCGAUGGACUAAUACCGGCCCACCUGCUCGGUGGUAUGUGGAGUCAUAGCUGGAUAGGAUACGCUCAUGACAUCAUUCCACAUCGUGUAGACAUUGAUCGAGCGUUCGGUGAGGCUAACUGGACGUCAUUGGAUCUUGUGCAACGUGCAGAAGAUCUGUACGCAUCUCUCGGACUGCCACGUUUGACGGACGAGUUCUGGAAGCACAGUGUCAUCGGUAAGACGGCGGACGGUGGCAAGUGUCACGGAACCGCAGCUAACAUGUUCGCUGACGGUUCCGCCGACUUUCGAAUGAUCGUGUGCCCACGAUCGGAAGCUCCGGCUCAAGACUUUUACGUCACCGUGCACGAAAUGGGCCACAUUGUGUACUACAUGGAAGCGUCCAAACAGCCGACCAUCUUCAGUGAUGGAACUACGGCUGCAUUCCAGGAAGCGUUCGGUGAUGCCAUGUACUUCGGUGCUGUAACACCACAGCACCUCGUCCGUCUUGGGUUGCUCGAUUCAAAGCAUAUGGCGCCAGAGAAAAUGGCGUUCCGGACCAAUUCCACCCUUAACUCGUUCGAUUAUGCGUUUUUGUUGCGAAUGGCAUUGGGCAAAAUUCCUACCAUUCCUUUCGAAUAUCUUAUGGAUCAGUACCGGUGGGAUAUUUUCGAUGGUAGCGUCGAGUACGGGCAGGAUGCUAAUAGCUACUUCUGGUUCUUGCUCGAACGACAACAAGGAAUUCGACCACCGUCUUCCGUGCGUGCACGCCUUCCACUUUUCGAUGCUGCUUCAGUUUAUCAUCUGUCAGAUAAUACACCCUUUGUACGGUACUUUCUAGCGAGCUUUUUAAGCUACCAGAUCUACGAAGGAUUGUGUCGCAAUGCACUGUUCGGGACGGUUAACAAUCCUGCGAACGAAAUUCCACUCCCCCUGCAUCGGUGUGAUCUGUACGGUUCGAAGAAAGCGGGCAAGUUGCUGCGGAAGUCGCUAGCACUUGGUGGAUCUGUACACUGGACCGAAGUACUGGAAGAGCUUACCGGAGACGUGGAGAUAUCGGCCCAAAGUUUGCUCAAGUACUAUCAACCACUGGACGAGUUCUUGGAUCGUUUCAUUGAACAUCAUCGACUGAUCGUUGGUUGGGAACACUAG